AUGGCCCAACGCACCAGCAUCGACAAGGAGAAGGACUUUGAGACGGCCGUCUCGGCGCCUGUCGACGACAUCAGCCCCGAGGACGACAAGCGUAUCCGGCGCAAGAUCGACGCCAUCGUCCUCCCGGCCAUGUUUAUCAUCUUUUGUCUCCAGUUUCUCGACAAAAUCUGCAUGAGCUACGCCGCGGUCAUGGGCUUCAUGGAGGAUAACCACCUCACGACUGGGCAGUUCACCUGGCUUGGCAGCAUCCUGUGGCUCGGCUUCCUGAUCGGCCAGUACCCCCAGAACCUGCUCAUGCAGAGGUUCCCCAUCCCAAAGGUCCUCGCCGUGAACAUUGUCAUCUGGGGUGUGGUGCUGUGCAUGAUGGCCGUUGCGCACAACUUUGCUGGACUGAUGGGGUGCCGAUUCUUGUUGGGCUUUUGUGAGGCUUGCGUCACUCCCGGAUUCGCAGUUAUGACGGGACAGUGGUACAAGGUGCGCGAGCAGGGUGCUCGCACAGGCUUUUGGCUUUCGUUCGCCGGAUUGGGCUUCAUCAUCGGCGGCUCGAUGGGGUACGGCCUCGCCCAGGCCAACGACCAAGGCAAGCUCGCCCUCGCCGGCUGGAAGGUUCUCUUCAUCAUCCUCGGCGUGGUGACCGUCGCCUCUGGUGUGGCAUUCGGACUCGUGGUGCCCAAUUCCCCUUCCACCGCGUGGUUCUUCAACGAGGAGGACCGCAAGCUCGCCGUGCUCCGCGUGCGUGCCAACCAGCAGCCAACCAAGUCGGAAUGGGACUGGAAGCAGUGUCGCGAGGCGAUUCUCGACCCACUGACCUGGUGCUACGCCGGCGUUGCAUUCUUCUGCAUGAUUCCUUCGGGCGGCACGGGAAUCCUCUUUACCCUCCUGAUCAAGUCGUUUGGCUUUACUUCUCUCCAGACGCUCCUCCUUGGCAUGGUCAAUGCGUGGCUCUCUUUCAACUAUGCCUUCUUCCCUUGGCUCGGAGACAAGAUCAAGAACCGUUGUGCCGUGGCCGCCGUGUGGCCUCUUGUUGGCAUCGCCGGGCUCGCCAUGGUCUGGGCUGUCCCUACCCACCUUCGCGUCGUGCGCCUUAUCGGCUACUACUUGAUCACGCCACAGAUCGUCUCGUAUGUCACCACCAUCUCGCUUAUUACUUCCAACGUCGCGGGCAAGACAAAGCGCACGACAGUCAACAUCAUCUACUUUGUGGCUGUGUGCACUGGUAAUCUCAUCGGGCCGCAAAUGUACCGUGCCAAAGACGCACCCAAGUUCACCUUUUUCUACACCUUCAACAUUGCGUGCAUCGCCAUGACGGUUGUGCUGAUCGUGGUUAUUCUUCUCAUUUAUCGCCGUGAGAAUGCCAGGCGCGACAAGCUCGAGGCCGCAAACGGUGUCGUGGAGUUUGAUCCUGACAGCGACUUUACCGACCGCACCAACCCGCACUUCCGGUACGCUUACUAG
Molecule: messenger RNA, 1455 nt
Organism: Vanrija pseudolonga
Lineage: Eukaryota; Fungi; Basidiomycota; Tremellomycetes; Trichosporonales; Trichosporonaceae
Product: putative transporter
Exons: 9
Coding region: 1-1455 (484 amino acids)
Biological process (GO): transmembrane transport
Cellular component (GO): membrane
Molecular function (GO): transmembrane transporter activity
Source: RefSeq, a predicted model, not a curated record